Cyclopterus lumpus (lumpfish) is the source of this 2943-nucleotide messenger RNA. Its product is annotated as zinc finger protein 568-like. NCBI's taxonomy places the organism in Eukaryota, Metazoa, Chordata, Actinopteri, Perciformes, Cyclopteridae. The record is from RefSeq and is a predicted model, not a curated record. Gene Ontology annotation, cellular component: nucleus. The transcript is spliced from 4 exons. The coding region runs from base 292 to 1959 and encodes 555 amino acids.
ACCGUGUGGUGGCCGUCACAGUGCCUGAAGAGACACACACACACGCAAAAAAACUCUCUUUAACGCUGCUAUUUUUGCAUGAAUUAAUACCAACAGUCUGCCGGGACCGUCGUUGUUUUACAAUAUAUAUACGUAUUGUCGUUUAAUAUUAACCUUUAAAAACGAACCGUCCUGUGUUCACAAACCGAGCUAGCUAACGUAUCCACGAGGCUGCGCGCGCUUCUUGGCAACGGAAGUUGGACGUUUACUUCCGAAAAGAGAAGCUAAACAACUGAAUCCAAACAGUCAAAAAUGGCGAAAAUGGCGGUCUGUUGCGUGUCUGGCUGUAAAACUCGAAAAUCCAAUACCAUCAAAUUGCACCGAAUCCCGUCUGGAUCUGGGCCGUUUCAGGCCAAACGGAGACGUCUGUGGGUCCAAGCGAUCCAGCGAGCGAACGGAAGCACCGACGAGCUGGAAGUGAACGCUCGUAUUUGCGGCGCUCAUUUUAAGUCACGGCAAGUCUCCAUGGACCAUGCCAGCCCCGACUUCGUGCCUUCGGUGUUUAGCUACACAGUCAGGAAACGCGGCCGCCCCAAAAAAGUGAAAUGUCAAGACCCUACAUCCAAUGUGGAAAUGGAAGAAAAAACAACUCCAUCCAGAGUUGAUUCUCCCGUGGACCUCCCGCCCUAUGUUUUCAUGGAGGAACUACAGACACCAUCAACUCCAUCAGUGUCACAGGAUGGAGAAACGUUGACUAAAGAGCCUGAGACCGAAACCACACCAGUCAAAUCACAAACAACAUUCAGCCCAUGCAAGGCAUCGCCAUCAUUUAAUGCUCCGGCGGGAAUGCCAAACCUAGACAAAAGUCUAAUUGUGCUCCUAAAACAUAUAUAUGUUCCAGCAAGUGGAUAUCAGUGUGAGCAGUGCAAUCAGAGCUUCCCCAAUACAUCACAGCUCAUGAAACACAAAAAACUGCACGAUGACGAAAUCUCGUUUGUCUGUGAAAAAUGUGGAAUGUUUUUCAAAAUGCAGGCAGAUUUUACUGAGCACCGGUGUGUCCAAGAGCCUUCCUUUCCGUGCAACAUGUGUGAUCAGUCUUUCACUACAAGUGGUAACCUCAAGCGCCAUAAACUGCUGCAUGUCAAAGAUGGCAGGAAGUGUCCAGAGUGUGGCGUGUUGUUCUGUCAGCGCCAUAAUCACAUUUUAUUCCUGCCAUCGGCCAAGACGAUAACUGAGUAUGAAGAGGAUCCCGCCACCACUAAACUUAAAAAUGCACCCCGUAGUUUGAUGCCGGAAAACCAUCAGAAAACCAUUUUAAUCCUGCCAUCGGCCGUGACGAUAACUGAGUGUGAAGAGGAUCCCCCCACCACUAAACCUAAACAUGUACACCAUAGUUUGAUGCCAGAAAACCAUCUGCUGGUGACGCCUGAGCCAAGCCAGAGUGUGGACCUGGAUCACGAUCCUCGGAGCAACAAGACUGUUUUGCCUGGACCGUUAUCCAAGACUCCUAAGACCCCAGCCUCACAAGCAAGAACCUCAUCAGAAAUCCACGUCCCAGUGUUUCCAAAACCUCGCUCUGCGUCAGGUUUACCGCCGCCAGUACCCACAGCCGUACCCACAGCCGUACCCACAGCAGUACCUACAGCAGUACCCACAGCAGUACCUACAGCAGUACCCACAGCAGUACCCACAGCCCUACCCACAGCCCUACCCACAGCAGUACCCACAGCAGUACCCACAGCAGUACCCACGUUCUCAUGGAAACCUCAAAAGUUGUCUUGGUAUAAGCUCCCUCGGCCCAUCUGUCCUGCACCCUUCGUUCAGCCCCUUCUCCCCACACUCUCAGAGCUCCCACCCUCUCUAAAGAUGUUUUCGCCACUGUACCUCAGAUCAGCGUUUCUUGAGGUUAAAAGAAAUUAUGAAUACAUUUUAAGUAAACCAAUAGGUGUUAACAAGAAUACCGUGAAGGAGGAACAAUGAGAGCCGCCACCGAUUUCUCCAGAUUAGCAAAGCGGCGAGCACGUAAAAAAGGAAAUAACUUCUUUCGACCUGGAGCUUGUGCUCCAAUCUAAAGUGGGUGGAAAUCCAUCACUUUUAAAAACAUACGCUGAAUUCAUUUACUUUUACAGUUUGACCUGAGCCCGUUUUGCCUCAACGGUUAUGUUGUCUGUUCACUUACUACUUUUACGAAGAUUUGUGCUCUGUAAUCACAUUCUGUCAGACACACAGCUGUGAUUGGUAAAUAUUGCAGUUAAAACGUGUGCUCAUUUGGGUUCAUUCUGCUGCCAGUAAGCCACACUUUUGCUGUCUGUAUUACAUGACGUGGUCAUGUUUUGUUUAGUGAUCCUAUAAUAAUACUGUGACGGUAUCGCAGCACACUUGUCUCCUAUUUUUGUUAGGCCUCAUUUGCUUUAGCUCAGCAUUGUAUUUCAAUGUCUUAACUUGUAAUGCUGCUAGUUUUUUUUAAAUUCUUAUUUUUUUAUAGUAAAGAGUUUUGUAUUUAGGGUGCUGACACCUUUUUUUAUAUCCCUGACGUGGUUUUUAUUUUUCCACUGUUUGGUAAAUAACACUGUUCUGUACGCAAGAAGAAUAUAACUUAGCGGGAUUUAAAAACUGCAGCAUUUGGACUGCAGGCUAUAUAACGUGCUUUGCAGUUUGUAGGGUAAUAACCAGUUAAAUGUGCGAGUGAAUGCACAUUUCUAUGAGUGAAAUCUGGAAUAGCAUUAUCUGGCUUGUUGAAUAAUUCAGUUUUCCCAUCUACCUCGGCAACCGGGAACUGCACAGUAUGUGCUUGUUGUUUAUAGCUGUGUGUUUGCACAUUAAAUUACAUUUCCCCCCCCUCCCCCAAAUUAUCCAGAAAUUCCAGUGUUUUGGAUACAGAAGUAUUACAUUUUUUGAGUUUGCUUGUGUGUACUAAACUCUGGAAGAUUCUGGAACUACAAUAAAUGGAUGACUAUUUUGUAA